Molecule: messenger RNA, 4478 nt
Organism: Nerophis ophidion (straightnose pipefish)
Lineage: Eukaryota; Metazoa; Chordata; Actinopteri; Syngnathiformes; Syngnathidae
Gene: npm1b
Product: nucleophosmin 1b
Exons: 11
Coding region: 79-918 (279 amino acids)
Biological process (GO): regulation of centrosome duplication; ribosomal large subunit export from nucleus; ribosomal small subunit biogenesis
Cellular component (GO): nucleoplasm; cytoplasm; ribonucleoprotein complex
Molecular function (GO): histone binding; chromatin binding; RNA binding
Source: RefSeq, a predicted model, not a curated record
CUCUCUUCCGUUCUCCAUUGGCUGUGUCGCGCGUCCUUCAGAUCAUCCCCCGGAAGUACACCCACGUACACAACAAAGAUGGAGGGCGACAUUUCGGACUCGAACAGACCUCAAAUGUUUUUAUUUGGUUGCACCCUCCGAGGGGACAAACGAGAGUACAAAGUUGAGGUGGACGAGGACGAGACGGAGCAGCAGCUGUCUCUUAAAGCGGCGUGCUUGGGAGCCGAGGCCGAGGACAAGUUCCACAUGGUGGAAGUGGAGGCCCUGACUUAUGAUGGAAAGAGCAGCAAAGUGCCGCUGGUUGUGCUGAAGCCAUCCGUCCUUCCCUCGAUGACUUUAGGUGGCUUUGAGAUCACGCCGCCAGUGACCUUACGUCUCCUGUCAGGGUCAGGACCGGUGCACAUCAGCGGGCAACAUUUUGUCAGUGUGAAAGAUUCAGACGAUGAAGAAGAAGAACACAACACCUCUCCAGUCAAGCGUCCUGCUGGCCUGAUGGCGGGGAAAAAGCUUCCGCUGAAAAAGCUGAAGAUGGACGACGAAGAGGAUGAUGAUGAUGAUGAUGAUGAGGAUGAGGAGGAUGAUGACAGUGAUGAAAGUGAAGUGGCGCCCCAGAAGAGUGCCAAGAAGGGCCCCACAACAGCCAAGAAGGAGCAGAUGAAACAAAAUGGCCCUGCAGCAAAAGCGCAGAUGAAGACACCUGUUCCGGGGAAAGACAAACCCCAGGCCGGCCCGUCUAAAUCUCCGACUUUGGCCGAGAUAAAGAGCAAGUUGUCAGCGGCAGCCAAAGAGGGGAAACCGCUGCCCAAGACCGAGCAGAAGUUUGAGAACUUUGCCAAGAGCUCCUUCAAGAUUUUGGAGAAACACGUGGUCAAGGAGCUGUGGACCUUUGUCAAAAGUCUGAAAGUGGACAAGAAGUAGACCACCAGGCUGGCUGCCAUCCCCCUUGCUUCCUGGCAGGUGAUUUAAAGGCACAGUCGGCCACAUUUCCUACUUAGCUCUUUCCCCGUGUCAACCUGCCUCUUUGACUCCAUUCUGCUCGCCCUUGAGCUGCGACUACUCCACACCUGUAGCGAGGAGCCACCUGCUGCACACCUGUGGAUGUCACUUCUCACCAUCUUCAGGUGCUGCAAGAUCUUUAAUUGUCUGUGUGCUACUUCCUGCAUUCUGUCCAAUCACACGCCCUGAUGCCGUAGGAAAUGUUGCAGACUGUGCCUUUAAAUGUCCCGCUUCUAACACAAGUCUCCUAUCUUACCUGACAUUUUCAGACAUGCUUUUUACUUGUGCUCCAGCUAGCUGUUUGCUAAAACGUUAGCACCAAAGCUGUGGUUUGCAGUCAUCACAUGUUCUCCAUCCACAAAUACACAUUCUUACAUAUCUUUACAACUUUUUUUAUGUUGGAUGUUCUUGCAAGAACACACCUGCCCCUUCUGAAACGCUCCACUCUGCUCUACUUUCCACACUAUAGAGCGCACCGUACCUACUACCGCUUAGAAGGAAACAUCUUCCCAUAUAUGAGUGGCAGAUAUGUACUCUGUGAAAGACGUCUUUACACAGAAAAUAUUUUGUAAACGUUUAUUUACAUACCUAAACACAGUAACUCAAUAACUCCACGCUGACGUUUUGCUGAUUUUACUGAGGAGUUUGUUAAAGUGAAACAAUAAGAAAAGGAAUGCCAUUGUAAGUUAAUAAUACUACAAACUCAUAAACCUGUUAGCAUUUCAGCUAAUGCUAACGACGCGAGCCUGAUUACAUUAUGAUAGCAGGUAGAAAUAUGUAUGACAACACGCCUACAGACAUCACACACGGGACGCUUUAGUGAGUAAGAAUGGUUUUAGUUAUAUUGUAAAACUUACAAUCCUUACGAGUACAAAGAACCACUAUGGACAGUUUUACUUCCGCCUCAAAGCAUUUAAACAGCGAAAAAAAACCUGUAUGAGAUGACCGUAUUUUACGGUAUAUAAGCCACACCCACUCAUUUUUGGAAGAAAAAAAAUUGAUGCCUGACAAGUAGCUGUACUGGACCAUAAAUUGCAGAUAUGUAUGUGAAAUUAUUUCUUUACAUACCUUCAUUGUUUCCAAAUGGUGUCUGUAACGCGGCAGUAAAACGGCGGAUAGAACAAAACAUCAGUCAUGAACCUUUGAUGCGAAAUUUAGCUCUCCCACCAGCUAAUCAGACUCAAUAAAACCACGCUGACGUGUUGGUGCAUUUACUGAUAAAUUUGCGAAACUGAAACAAAACAAAAAAGAAUGCCAAUAAUUUCAUAAUCGUCUUAUUAUAUUAGCUAAUGCUAACGACACUAGCGCCAUAAUAUUACGAUAGCAAGUAGAAAUAUGCAUUAAAACUUAUACAGACAUCACACACAGGAUGGUUUAGCAAGUAAGAGUUGUUUUAGUUAUAUUGUAAAACUUACACACCUUGCUUGGAAUGACGAAUCCAUACGAGUAGAUUUGCAAUGGAUGGCUAGAAGACGGAACGGGCACUUUUACUUCCGGUUUUAAAUUUUUAACAGCAGGAAACACUUUUAGCCAUUCACCCAAAUUCAUCCAAAAGAUGGCGCCAUGUCACAAACCAUAAGACGCCUUUUUAGCUUCUUUGCACCUGUUUUAUAAAAACUUUUGGCAUGAUGGCCGUCAGCGAAUAAAAAUCCAAUCAAUCAGCCGCGCCGUUUAAUAAGCCGCAGGGCUCAAAGUGUAGGAAAAAGUAGCGGCUUUUUGCGCAAACAAAGGCUCCUUUUGCCGAGAUCUUGCCAACGCAAUUUGGAAGAGGAAUAUGACUUGUGUAACAGCAACAGCUGUUCUUUCUGGAACGUUCUUGAGUUGCCAGCAGGCUCCUGUGAUUCAGCAACAUCAUCAGAAGGUAUCUAUUUCAGAGGGACACCAGCCUAAAAGAUGUCAUUGUCAGCACGCUCCAAUGUGGACGCAUGAAAUACACAUUUGAGUUGUCAGCACCCUCCAUUGUGGACAUAAAAUACACAUUUGAGUUGUCAGCACCCUCCAUUGUGGACAUAAAAUACACAUUUGAGUUGUCAGCACCCUCCAUUGUGGACAUAAAAUACACAUUUGAGUUGUCAGCACGCUCCAAAGUGGACAUAAAAUACACACAAUUGAGUUGUCGUCACACUCCAAUGUGGACAUAAAAUACACACAAUUGAGUUGUCGUCACGCUCCAAAGUGGACAUAUAAUACACACAUUUGAGUUGUCAGCACCCUCCAUUGUGGACAUAAAAUACACAGAAUUGAGUUGUCGUCACACUCCAAUGUGGACAUAAAAUACACACAAUUGAGUUGUCGUCACACUCCAAUGUGGACAUAAAAUACACACAAUUGAGUUGUCGUCACACUCCAAUGUGGACAUAAAAUACACACAAUUGAGUUGUCGUCACACUCCAAUGUGGACAUAAAAUACACACAAUUGAGUUGUCGUCACACUCCAAUGUGGACAUAAAAUACACACAAUUGAGUUGUCGUCACACUCCAAUGUGGACAUAAAAUACACACAAUUGAGUUGUCGUCACACUCCAAUGUGGACAUAAAAUACACACAAUUGAGUUGUCGUCACACUCCAAUGUGGACAUAAAAUACACACAAUUGAGUUGUCGUCACACUCCAAUGUGGACAUAAAAUACACACAAUUGAGUUGUCGUCACACUCCAAUGUGGACAUAAAAUACACACAAUUGAGUUGUCGUCACACUCCAAUGUGGACAUAAAAUACACACAAUUGAGUUGUCGUCACACUCCAAAGUGGACAUAAAAUACACACAAUUGAGUUGUGGUCACACUCCAAAGUGGACAUAAAAUACACACAAUUGAGUUGUCGUCACACUCCAAUGUGGACAUAAAAUACACACAAUUGAGUUGUCGUCACACUCCAAUGUGGACAUAAAAUACACACAAUUGAGUUGUGGUCACACUCCAAAGUGGACAUAAAAUACACACAAUUGAGUUGUGGUCACACUCCAAAGUGGACAUAAAAUACACACAAUUGAGUUGUGGUCACACUCCAAAGUGGACAUAAAAUACACACAAUUGAGUUGUGGUCACACUCCAAAGUGGACAUAAAAUACACACAAUUGAGUUGUGGUCACACUCCAAAGUGGACAUAAAAUACACACAAUUGAGUUGUGGUCACACUCCAAAGUGGAGACCUAAAAGCGUGCGGCCAAAUCAGGCUUAAGAAGUAUUUAUGAUGACAUCCGACCAGGCGUCUUUUUAACCAUUUCUAUGCUUCACCUCAGCAGGAAUCCAAGUGUGUACACGUCUAACAACUCAUUUACUAAAUGUAUUCUCCUACUUUAAUGAAUGUAGUCAACCCUUUUUUUUAUGAGUGAUAGUUAUUUUGUGUACGGCAGCUGGACAAGAAUAUUAUUUUAGGACUCUAGUGUGUAACUACUACUUUGUAACAUUAGUCUUCAUUUUCUUCCUCCCUCAGCACUCUGUGAAAUGUGCCCUAAUAAAGACAGAAUCUGUUUGAUAAAA